Molecule: messenger RNA, 561 nt
Organism: Lachancea fermentati
Lineage: Eukaryota; Fungi; Ascomycota; Saccharomycetes; Saccharomycetales; Saccharomycetaceae
Source: the annotation of a GenBank genome assembly
AUGGACAAGCUAAAGGCGCUGGAGAGCAGUCUCCCGCCAGAACAAGCCCCAACGCCACACACAAUCGAUAAGCUCAACCAACAGGUGACGCAGGAAUUCAAAAUAGCCGCCAACGCCGUCACCAGCCUCUAUCGGCUGUCAUCCGAGAAGAGCUCGCUAAAUCGGCACUUUGGAUACACAGAGUGCGUGCAAGACGUGCUCCAGCUCGUGGAAGAGGGCUAUACAGCAGACCAGGUCCGUCAAUGGUGCAUUGCGAAGCAGCGUGAGCUGCUAGGCGCCACGACGCCCGUUGCCGACGCCGUGGGCGGCUACACUAGCGGACGCGACGCAACCACGUCGCAGCACGUCGCAAACACAAAGAAGACCGGGUUAGCGCUGACAGCGGUUCCAGAGGCUCCAACGUUCCACCUAUCGCGACCCGCGCUGUCCGUGGAGCACUCAGCGCAGCUGGGCGAGCGUCGCAUGCUCAAGCCGCAAGCGACCGAGCGGUAUCUGCAACAAAGGAGCAAGAACGCAGCUGGGACAGGCAAACGCAAGACCAAAAAGCUCAAGACGAGGUAA